This is a messenger RNA of Protopterus annectens (West African lungfish), 6412 nucleotides long. RefSeq names its product solute carrier family 38 member 1 (gene SLC38A1). NCBI's taxonomy places the organism in Eukaryota, Metazoa, Chordata, Ceratodontiformes, Protopteridae. The transcript is spliced from 16 exons. Gene Ontology annotation, biological process: amino acid transmembrane transport; L-glutamine transport. Gene Ontology annotation, molecular function: L-glutamine transmembrane transporter activity. The record is from RefSeq and is a predicted model, not a curated record. Bases 189 to 1655 code for a protein of 488 amino acids.
CUGAUGUCGUAGUAUGGCUUUUGUCACGUGGUACUUGUUUCUGAUGCAAUCUGGACUUGCUUUUGCCAGGGUUUGUAGGACUGGUACAGGUGUACCGUACAUAUACAGGUGAAUCAAGGAGAUUUAUAUCUGCACUACAGGUGCAUUUCACUGUAAUACCAUUGUUGUUGAAAUCAUCAUUAAGCAGAAUGCCUUUCAGCACAGGAAUGGAUUCAACUGAACUUCAGAAUAUGAAUAGUCCAGAAGAUGAUGAUGAUGAAUCAAAUGAUUUUGUUGAAGACGAAGUGUCAAACGGUCAGAUAAGUGGACAGUAUAUGGAGAGAGAAAGUCGAAGAAGUCUUACAACCAAUCAUCUGGAUAAACAGAAAUGUGAUGAAUAUGAUGCUGGAACCACAUCGUUUAAAAUGUCAGUGUUCAACCUCAGUAAUGCCAUCAUGGGUAGCGGGAUACUAGGUCUAGCAUAUGCUGUGGCUAACACUGGAAUUAUUCUUUUUGUUUUUCUUUUAGCUUCAGUGACGAUACUUUCUGUCUAUUCAAUCCAUCUGCUGUUGAAGUGCUCAAAGGAAACAGGCUCGAUGGUUUAUGAAAAACUGGGUGAGCUAGCUUUUGGUACUCCAGGAAAACUUGCUGUUUUUGGAUCAACAUUUCUUCAGAACUUUGGAGCAAUCUUAAGCUAUCUCUUCAUAGUUAAAAUGGAGCUGCCUUUAAUAAUCAAGUAUCUUAUUGGUCAGCCUGAAACAUAUACGGCUUGGUAUGUAGAUGGCAGACUCUUUGUUGUAACCAUAACAGUAGUUAUUAUCCUGCCCUUGUGUCUUCUGAGAACACUUGGUUAUCUUGGAUACACCAGUGGCUUUUCCCUUGCCUGCAUGACCUUCUUUCUCAUAGCCGUAGUCUACAAGAAAUUCACUACUCACUGCCCUACUCUGGCAAUGAAUACAACAUCCCAUAAUGAAGAGUUUAAUGAUUCAAGCAACUACACAUGUGAACCACAGUAUUUUAUCAUAAAUUCAAAGACUGCUUAUGCUUUGCCCACCAUUGCAUUUGCAUUUGUGUGUCACCCUUCAGUACUUCCCAUCUACAGUGAACUUAAAGAACGUUCACAACAAAAAAUGCAGAAAGUUUCUAAUGUUUCUUUCCUCGCCAUGUUUACCAUGUACCUUCUGACUGCCUUAUUUGGUUACCUGACAUUCUAUGAUGGUGUACAUUCAGAACUGUUAUACACGUACCAUGACAGAAAUGACACUCUAAUGCUGAUAGUGCGCCUGGCUGUUGUCACUGCAGUUGUACUCACAGUUCCAGUUCUGUUUUUUACUAUCCGUUCGUCUCUAUUUGAACUAACUAAAUAUAGAAAAUUCAACUGGUUGUCCUACAUUAUAGUUACAAUACUUCUCUUAAUACUGCUUGACCUUUUGGUUGUGUUUAUACCAUCUAUAAAGGACAUUUUUGGCAUCAUAGGUGCUACUUCUUCAAAUAUGCUUAUUUUCAUCCUUCCAUCCUCAUUAUUCCUCAAGCUGGUUACACGAGAGACAAGGAAGAUCAAACAGAAAAUUGCUGUUUCAGCAUUCUUGGGAUUAGGAAUACUGUUUUCUUUAAUAUGUAUUCCUUUGGUCAUCUAUGACUGGAUUUAUGGCAAAGAUGCAGGUCGUGCUGACUGACUGAAUGAAUCAUUCCUGAGAAGUUUGUGACCUUCGUUGCCAUUGCCCAUGUCACCAAUCAAUACGUCAUCAUCAUUACUAAACAUCACAGUAAUCAUAUGUUGGUGUAAUAUAUUGUGACUGACUGCAAGCUGAGAGUUUAAAAAAGUAUUCUGUCAUAAAAGGAACAGUUACUGACAGUGUUAGUAUUUUUCUGUCUGUGGUGCUGUGAUAAAGCUAUAACACAAGACACUGGGCACUUCAGCAUAGCUUGACUAUGCUAAGUAGCUACCAAUAAACAGAUGUUCAGAGCAGGCUAACUCCAGAUAGAAGUUUAUUUUGUUGAGGUUUGAAGCACUGUAAUAUGGAAUAUUCAGGUAUAAAACACUGUGGUGAUAGCUCAGGUAAUGCUGGUCCAGUGUUCCUGUGGAACUCAGCAUUUCAGGCUAGGGAUUGGUAAGAUAAGGGAAGGUGCAGUUUUUGGUUAAGGAGAUAAUGUUCAUUAAUUCAUUGCUAGAUGAACUUGCAGAAAGCAUCAUAGACUGAUACGAUCACACUCUUGCCAAGUCAACUCCAUACUGUAUAUACUACCCAACAUUUAUAUCUACGGCACAUUGAAAAUGCAGAGAUGCUAAGUAUUUGGAAAAAUGGACAAUUCUGCUAAACGGUGUCUACCUGUACCCAUUCAUUCAUUUGAAUACACUAAUAAGUAAUCAAAUUACAUAGUAAUAAAUUUAUAUUAUACACCAUUUCUGAAAUUAGCCACGAAUAGUGACCAUUUGAUUUGGUAAACUGAUCUUUUUAGUAGCAAUUGUUGCAAACUCCAACAUUAAUUUGAAUGUGCCACUAUUCAGUGGUGAAAAAUCUAAGAUAAAGUCUUUAAUAAUAAAAAAGGACCUGCCUUUUUGGUCUGUAGAUAUCAGAGUAAGUACCUGUAGUUAAAGAGGUCUUUUAAAUAUCAACAAAAGAAAUUAUUUGCCAAAAAUUGUUGAGUGGUUUGAGUGCUAUAGACUACACUCAGAUGAUGCACUCCAUGAGGUGUAACAAAACAUGCACAAGCACACUGCAUCCCUGCUGUGGAAUGGCAUGUGAAAACAUCUGACUCUAGGAAAGAGUUAUAAAAUGAAGUUAUUUUUUUAAGUAAGAAAUCCAUAAAAUAUCUCGGGUAUAUAUUAGUAGUAACCAGCCCUUAUUCAUGGGUGAUAUAGGAUUUACCCACUUGGGCUUCAUAGUCAUGUGUAAAACUCACUAGCUGUAAAUAAAUCCUGCACCACCUGUAAUGAGGUUGGGAUGAUUAAUGUAUAAUUUAAUAUGUAAUAUCCUAACUACAAACCUAGAUAAAGGAGUUGAAUAAAAAAGCAAAUAUUUUAGGUAAAGUACUGUAUGUUUUGUUUAUUACACAUAUCAUGUCAUGAAUGUUACUUAUAUUGUAGUAGCAUCAGCAAAUAUUACUUAAAACUCUGACUGCAUCGUUACAUUUUUUCCCCAUUCAUUUUCUGCCGGUACCUGCCAACCAUCACUUCCCCGUUCUGCCUUUUGGCUCUAGUCAAUGGAACUACCAUCAGUCAUGGAGACAUUGGAGACUCAGAACUCCACAACUCCCUUAAUGAUGGUCCACUUACACUAGCACAUUUCCAAUGAUGUCCUGUUCCAACCAGAAAUAUUCUGCAUGGUUGAUACUAAUCACUAGAUAGCCUUGCAUUGUUCUGCUGCAACACCUGCCUUCCACCAGGUGUCACUGUUGCAGUGCACUGAGAUGCUUCCCAGCUGCCUGAGUAAGAAAGUAAACAUCAACUGCUCAUUGUCAUCCCCCUGCUGGCUACUCUAGUGCCUGGUUAUGUAUAGAUUCCUGAAUGUCUGGGCUGCAGUUAGCUUAUUCUUCUGUGCCAUGAAACCUGCUUACCUUCAUCAGUUAGCCUAGAGUAGCUAUCCUAAUCAAGACCUCAAAAAAUAGCCAUCUUCAGGCUCACACUGUCAGUAUACUUAAGCUCAACACAGUACCCACAUUAAACUAUCUCCAAAACACUUAAAAAAUAUACAUAGCCAAAAAGAAACCUACACACUGAGUGCUGGUCUACUCUGACAAUGACAAUAAUGCAGUAUAGCACAUAAAUUUCAACACAUUUCAAGAGUGUAAACUAAAAAAAUAUAUUUAAAAUGCAUGUCUAAUCACAUAUUGGCAUGUCCACCAUAAUUAAACAUUAGCUAUGACAGAAAGUCAUAUACAUUAGAAAUAACUUACCCUACUGCAAAAAAUAAGCACAUAAAAUACCUCACUGUUAUAGCAGGAGUCUCAAACUCAAAUGACUAUAAGGGCAGUAUGAGAACUAGCACUCUCAGUAGAAGGCCACGAUCUCCAAAACAAGAAGAAAGGUAGUCACUUCAGCUACAAAUGUAGUAAUUCGGUUGCAUUGUGCAGUCUGAGUUUGGGUUGCUUCAAAUUCUGGAUUGAGGGACAUUUUCUGCAGAAAUAGGCCAUUUCUUUGUCAGGUAGCAUGUGUUUGUUGUAGUUUCCUCAACUGUAGACGUUACUAUUUUUUCCAACUUGCAGUAGUUGUACAUUUUACUUUCUGUGAGAAGGUUUGAAAUGCAGUUUGUGAGGCUGUGUCAAAGAGUUUCCAAGAAGGAAGUUAGCUGUUUGCUAUUGUUGGCACUAUUAAAACAAGAGUCAAUGGUGAUAUGACCCCUCUUUUGUUUGGCCUCCCUACACAUGGUUGAUGUCUUAUGUUGUUGAUCACUAACUCCUCAGUCCCAUUUCUGAGAUUUUUUUAUUUGUCUUGCUGCUUGCUGUAAAAUAUACAUGAACUGUAUAUUCAGUACUCUUUUCUCCAUGAUUUUGCUGCUGUGGCAUUCAUAUAUGUAUAAGUAAUGGGGAUGUGGGGUGCACAUACAGUUCUUUACAGUCUGUUUCAGUAAGUUGUUGCUCAGUUAUUUAUGCUCUUGUUUUUAUAUUGUGCGGGAGGAGCACAAACAUGCUAAACAGGGUAAUGUGAAGUCACUGUCCAUCCAGGAUUGUUUUGGUGUCAGAAUGGAACUGAAUAAUUAGACAGAUUACACAAACACACACACACACACACACACACACACACACACACACACACACACACACACACACACACACACACAAAACCAGUACUUGUGUCACCAGCACCACAGGCGGAGUUAAACACAAAUAAUGCCAGCAACCCUUUCCAAGCGUGUGUGUGUGAGAGAGAGAGAGAGGCAGGGACCAUGCCUGCAUGUGCCUGUGUAUUCUGUCUGAGAAGCUGUAUGUCCAGACUGCCCUCAUUGCCUUUUUUAUCAUUGAUCCUAAACAUAUUUUUUUGCAUUGAUACUGUUGGAGGCUAGACAUUAACACCCCCCCAGAGAACAAGUGAAUUGCUGUUUGUUGAUAACACACUUGAUUUUAUAGCUCCUAAGCGUCCUGGCAUCAUAUGGAUACAUAUAGUAAGUACUCAGCUUGAUGGUUUAGUAACAUACAUGCUUUCAUAAAGCAUGUUGAUUAUCAAAAUCUUUGUCAUCUCUGGAUGCCAUUCAGAUGACAAUGAUAAGUCAAAGUGUAAUAAUAUCAUAAUAUUUAAGCAGAGGCACCUCUGCAUAAUGGAUACAGUACAUGACAUGCAGUUAUAAAGGCAAGUGGGCUGUUUUGCAAUUGUGAAUUUUCUCCAGAGCUUGGAACUGUUCAGUUAAAAAAAACAUACUCCUAAUUGUAAUCAUCUCUCUCAGAAAAGUCCAUCAAGGCAUUUGAUGUUUUUGUACACCAUUUGUAUGAUAACAAGCCCUUUGUCUUAGUCAAGCAAAAUUAUGGAAAGCACAGUAACUGAAUCUUUGCAGUGAAACUCGUAUUUAUUGAACUGUGUCAAUUGUAUGUAUUUCUGCACCAGUACUUUUGUAUAUAUGUAAUGUGUGUAUGUGUGUGUAAGUGGGCGCAAGUAUGUUAAUGUGUUCUAAGUUUUUAAAUGUUCGUGCGGAUGUGUGUAUGUAUUUAUAUAUAUAUAUAUAUAUAUAUAUAUAUAUAUAUAUAUAUAUAUGUAUAUGUGUGUGUGUGUGUGUGUUUAUAUAUGUGUGUGUGUGUAUACACUACCACCACUGCCAUUUUUAACUUGUAAAGAGUCAGCCAUUUUAUUGUUAUCCUUUUGUCAGUUUUAAGAUAUUUUGUCACAGUUAAAAUGUGACAUUCUGCAGCAAAAUAUCAACAAAAAUAGAGAUAGUCCUACUUUGCUUUAUGUUUGCAGAAAGAAAUAUAUUUUAUUGAUGUUUUCCUGAAAACGGCAUUAACCUGGCUUUUCUGAUUUUGAUAUUAACAUUUUUUAUAAACUGUAUGUCACAGAAUCUUUUUGUCCCUUAUAAAUAACAUCAUAACUAUUUUCAGCAGUGCCCUGUAAGUGGCUGUUGAAUUUCAUUUUUUUAACUAAUUUCUUUCCUUUUUAGGAUAUGGCUGUCUGCUUUUGAUGGUAUAGCAUCACCAAAACAAUCCUGUACCGGUGUGGAAAAAUUACUGGGGACUCGAAAUAGUAUAAUUUGUUUGUAAUAGGGGUGUUAGGUGUACUAAUACUCUUGAAUGCUUUCUGUAGCCUAAACAAAAAGCUGUCACAACAGGACAUUUCUGUGAAUUUAAUGGAAAUGUCAUUAGAUAACUGUAUUUUGAAGUAUCAUAGCUUCUAUAUUCUAACCAAAAGUUAACACAGUCUGCAUCUGUAAACUGAACACCUUUUCCUAGUCAGAAGUGUUUUACUUCACUUUUAGAAUACUAAUAAAAUCAGUUGUUCAGAAGUGAA